Molecule: messenger RNA, 1754 nt
Organism: Phlebotomus argentipes
Lineage: Eukaryota; Metazoa; Arthropoda; Insecta; Diptera; Psychodidae
Gene: Aldh
Product: aldehyde dehydrogenase, mitochondrial
Exons: 3
Coding region: 101-1654 (517 amino acids)
Molecular function (GO): aldehyde dehydrogenase (NAD+) activity
Source: RefSeq, a predicted model, not a curated record
UUCUGAGCGCUCCUUUGCUGGGUUGUACUAAAAUCCAUCACGUUCCGGGCGAAACAGUGUGCUUUUCACCGCGCUAUUGAGUGAUUCGUGAGUCAAGAGAAUGCUGAGAAAGUGGAAUUUCCGGGCUGUGAACAGCCUGCUCAGGCUACAGAAGUGCGGCGUGGCAUCGGCGCCUGCUCCUGACCCACAGACAGCCCCCAAAGUCCUCUACACUGGCAUCUUCUACAACAAUGAGUGGCACAAGAGCAAGAGCGGAAAGACCUUCAAGAGCAUCAAUCCGGCCAACGAGCAGGUGAUCGCUGAGGUGCAGGAGAGCGACAAGCAGGACGUCAAUCUGGCCGUGGCCGCGGCCAAGGCGGCCUUCACUCUGGGCUCCCCGUGGCGCCGCAUGGACGCGUCAGAGCGCGGCGCCCUGAUCUACCGUCUGGCGGAUCUGAUUGAGCGUGAUCGCAACUACCUGGCCAGCCUGGAGACGCUGGACAACGGGAAGCCCUUCGCCAUGUCCUACAACGUGGACAUUCCCGUAGCGCUGAAGAAUCUGCGCUACUUCGCCGGCUGGGCGGACAAGAAUCACGGCAAAGUGAUCCCGAUGGACGGCGACUUCUUCGCCUACACGCGUCACGAGCCCGUCGGUGUCUGUGGCCAAAUCAUCCCAUGGAACUUCCCCAUUCUCAUGAUGGCGUGGAAGUUGGGACCAGCUCUCGCCACCGGCAACACGAUCGUCCUCAAGCCUGCCGAGCAAACUUCACUCACAGCGCUCUACAUCGCUCAACUGGCCAAGGAAGCUGGCUUCCCAGAGGGCGUGGUGAAUGUGGUUCCUGGCUUUGGGAAUGCCGGCGAGGCGCUCGUGCACCAUCCGGAUGUGGACAAGGUGGCGUUCACGGGGUCAACGGAAGUGGGCCGCCUCAUCCAGAAGGGCUCCAGUGCGGUGAAUCUGAAGCGCGUGACACUGGAAUUGGGCGGCAAGAGUCCCAAUAUCGUGCUGGCCGACACGGAUCUGGACUACGCCGUGGAGACGUCGCACUUCGGGCUGUUCUUCAACAUGGGCCAGUGCUGCUGCGCCGCCAGUCGCACGUACGUGGAGGACAGUAUCUACGAUGAGUUCGUGGAGCGCAGCGCUGAGCGCGCGAAGAAGCGCGUCGUGGGCAAUCCCUUCGACCUGAACACGGAGCAGGGACCGCAGGUGGACGAGGAGCAAUUCAGCAAGAUUCUACGCCUGAUCGACAGUGGGAAGAAGCAGGGAGCGAAGCUGGUGGCCGGCGGCGAGAAGGUGGGCGGCCCGGGGUACUUUGUGCAGCCGACAGUGUUCGCGGACGUGAAGGAUGACAUGGAUAUCUCGCGGGAGGAGAUCUUCGGGCCGGUGCAGCAAUUGGCGCGCUUCAAGAGCCUCGAUGAGGUCAUCAAGCGCGCCAAUGACUCGGAUUACGGACUCGCGGCGGCGAUUUUCAGCAAGAACAUCGACAAGGUGAAUUAUCUGGUGCAGGGAUUGCGCGCCGGCACCGUGUGGGUGAACACGUACAACGCCUUUGGGGCACAGGUGCCCUUCGGCGGCUACAAGAUGUCCGGCCACGGCAGGGAGAACUCUGAGUACGCGCUGAGAAACUACACAGAAGUCAAGAGUGUCAUCACGCGCGUGCAGCAGAAGAACUCUUAAGUUCAUUGUUGGUCAUGUCUAAUCAAGAGAGAGAGAGAGAGUUUUCUAUUCAUACUUUAAUCCCAUAUCCCCUAUUUUUCUAACGGCAAUAAAAAUCAUG